Cinara cedri is the source of this 2410-nucleotide messenger RNA. The record is from the annotation of a GenBank genome assembly. NCBI's taxonomy places the organism in Eukaryota, Metazoa, Arthropoda, Insecta, Hemiptera, Aphididae.
GUUGACGCUUAUUUGUUUAAAAUACGUACAGGUAAUAAUUUUAUUUUUUUUUCUCCAAUAUAAUUUGUCCGCCGAAACAUAUGUUCGGAACACUUGCGGCGAUACCGUUUUUGCAAGAUGGGUAUAAAACUGAGUAAUUUUUUCAUCUGAAUUUGUUAUAUUUCUCGUCGUACCUGUGAGUGUAAAUAUUAUAUAAAUAGAGUUAUAAGAUAUAAUUUAAUUUUUUUAAUUUUUUUUUAUAUAAAUACACACCAUGAGAGGUUUCAAACUUUACGCUAUCAUCGUGGUAAUAUUGUGCUUGACAUUACAGGUAAAUGAUAAUAAUAAAAAAAAAACUAUUGUAUAAUAAUAAUGCGUACAGCCGUGAAGUAUGAAUGACAAUUUGGGCAACUGCGCAUUUAUCCAUUGAUAUAAAAGUAAAUGUUUUUGUGCUUGUGCUUGAUCUAUGACCGAAUCAAUCACGUGCGAAGGUCUGACAAUAUUUACAUCCCUAGAAGCGAAUGAACAGGUCCGACGGUCCGUGUACUACAUAUAUUGAAGUCGGAUUUCCGAAAUUUAAUUCCUAAACCCUUUUUAGGAUCGCACUUGAUAAUUUGAGAACAAAAAUCUCACUAGAUGGUGACACGGAUGAAUAAAAAGAUGGUUAUUUUAGUUUUGAAGGGCCGAGAAAAUGGGGAGAAAACAGGGGUACACCACGUAAAAUUGAAUUUAUUUUAUCUAUUUAAUUUCGCUUUUAGAAAGUAGAAAGUAAGACAAAAGGGAAUUUACGGAAAUAACAGUUUAAUUAUUUUCAAUUUUAGAUUCGGAAGCGUAGCUAGGAAGGUUCAUUAUAAGUCGCACUUAGUGAUCAGCAAAAAAAUUGAUUGUAAUGUAGGUAAUAUAUUUGGAUAUUUUUAUAAGAGUUAAAAUCAAAUUUUGACAAAAAUUGUCAAUAUUAUUUUUCACAUUUAUGUUUUCGGUAGAAUAAUAAUAUAAUUUGCAUUUAUGGUAUUUUUAAAUGUAUUCUGUAAAAACGUUUGUGUAAUUUGUUUUCCAAAUUGCAUAACCACCUCAUAUUUUUUUUGUGUGUUUCACUAGUAAAUAUUGUCACCAUCCCUUAAUAUUCAAUGAGGAUUAAAUCCACUCCUGUCUGGAAUAUACAUUACAGCCUGCUAGUUAAGAUUAACAGUAAAUGUAUCGAAUAUUUUUCUUCUUUCAGUUUUUGGGCCAUUUAGGUCCAAGGCUGCAUCACACUUCGUUCCAUUUGUCUCUUACCAAUAUCAAUUUUUUGUAGUUUCUUACUCAUAAGCUUCCCACAUAUUUUUCAACUUUGUCAGGUACCAUAUAUUAUUAUGUUAUAUAAUAUGGAACCAAUAAUAACCGUAAGUCACGUGUGCACAGGAAGCGAGUUGCAAAAAGUCCAAGCCCAUCCCGAAGACGGUAUCCGAUUCCGAUGUGGAAGAUAAGAUGUACGAAGACUUGAAAAGUGUCCAGCAGUCGGUAUCCGAAGAGGAGGAGACAGGGGUACUUUACAACUGCGAAGAAUAUAAGUCAAAUAUCUGGGAGAAGGCGCUCAGUUCCCAGGAUGCAAUGCCUUUAGUGGAAAAUACGUUGGCAACGGCCAAGGUGAUGGGCACGGAUGAGGUAUGCUCGGACACGACUCGGGCAUUAUUCAACUUUAUUGAUGUGAUCGGUACCAACGAUUUCGCGUUCUACUCGAUGCGCAUGAUAUACAAGAUGAUUACGGUUAUCAUACGGGACACCAAUACCUCGUCAUUGAUAUACAAAGAGACGCAAAAAGUGUUCAACAAGAUUCUCACGGACCCGGCCAUCCGGGAGCUCACUUUGUUGUCGCUCCUCCGCCCCCUAGAAAUGGUGAAGGAUGAGGUCAUCAGAAAACGAGCACUCAGGACGUUGAUAGCUAUAACCAAAAUGGUCAAACCGCCCAAUACCGAGGAAAACACCAAUCCUUCCAAUCCAAAAGAGACGGCUAAUUAAUGUGUUUUAUGAGAAGGUAAAAUACUAAUGCGGUCGAUACCCUACACUUAUAUUUAGGUGAUUUUCAUAAAACAUAAAACCAAAAAAUAAUAAAAAAAUAUCGGAAAAUAUCAAAUACCAUUGUGAGAAAUAAAGACCUAUAAUCGCUACCACGGUUGGAUCACAAUGAUCUAUAAUAUACAUCAUACCUAGUAUAUUAUACUAAAGAUAUUAAUAUUGUUUAAACUAUGAUUGUUAUUCCUAAAUACAUACAAAUAUUUAAUAAUUUGUAAAUAUUGUUUUAUACGUGAGUCAUAUAUUCUAUUAUAGUUUAUGUGUAGGAAAUAUGAUUUAUCGAACUUCUUAGGAAUAAAUUAAUAUAGCAUAAUAGGUAUCUCUUAAAUUUUGAUUGUGAUAUUGAUUCUAACAAUAUACUUUAAUAAUUCUAAAAACG